AUGCCGAUGCAGUCACUUCUCUUCGCGGGGGCGCUUCUCACACCGAUGAACCCCCAAUAUUAUAAAGCUUGCUGGGACUUCUCGAAUAAACCCCCCGAUUAUUCAGGUACAGCCUGGGCACGACCUGGGCGAUUCAGUGCUACCAACCCCACGUCAUUCCCUGAAGAUCCACAGCCAAACGACAGCCAAGGCCCGGAGCCACGGCCGGGCCAGCCAUCCCCAGGAACGCACCGGUGCCGCGAGAAGGUUCCGGAUUCGGUGUUUCAAACGGUCCCGGGUGCCGGUCAUUGUCAAGGGUUCAUUCACUCCGUCAUUCAGAUUGCAUCUAGGGUUGAUGACACGCCGCGCAUUGUUCACGCGUAA
This is a messenger RNA of Colletotrichum lupini, 363 nucleotides long. RefSeq lists its product as uncharacterized. The transcript is spliced from 2 exons. The record is from RefSeq and is a predicted model, not a curated record. The coding region runs from base 1 to 363 and encodes 120 amino acids. NCBI's taxonomy places the organism in Eukaryota, Fungi, Ascomycota, Sordariomycetes, Glomerellales, Glomerellaceae.